Molecule: messenger RNA, 774 nt
Organism: Dermacentor silvarum
Lineage: Eukaryota; Metazoa; Arthropoda; Arachnida; Ixodida; Ixodidae
Product: histidine-rich glycoprotein-like
Exons: 6
Coding region: 351-641 (96 amino acids)
Source: RefSeq, a predicted model, not a curated record
UGCUUCGUCUUUCGCGUUGUGCUAGCGUGUGCAGCGUAGUGCAGCUUCCAUAUGCACGACGGUUGCUCAUGGUCAUCGACGUUGGUAGUCGUGAUGGAGGAGACGUGCCACCAGGCGUCAGCGUGGGUGAAUCAACGCCUAAGGGCGCUUUAGCCACAAAACACCAAUAGACAUUAUAUAUCAAUGUGCAAUAAACAUUACACUACUUCUGUGAAGACACGUUUCACUUUCGUGUUCUAUACCGAUUCCUAUAUAAGAGGGAUCAACCACAUUUUUCAGUGAUCGUUUCAUCAUCUUCAUAUUGUUCUUCUCGCGUAUCGUCCGCAGAUAUCGUAUGAAACAUUUCCAAGAUGAACCUGCCUGUCGCCAUCUUGCUCGCUGCUUUGGUCGGCGUCGUCGUCUCCCAGGAUCCCGGCCCAGAAACGCGAGGCUACCCUGAUCAUCACCAUCGGCAUCACGGCUCUCCUCCCCAUCACCGGAAGGGUGAAUGGGGUCCGCCUUCUCACUACCCAUACCAGGAUCGUCCUCACUAUGGGUCGAGCGGGGAACAGGGGUCAUCAUUCCAACACCGCUUUCGCUAUGGCGGCCAUAAUUCCGGCUGGACAAACGAACAUGGGAAGCAAAACCGUCACGGAAAGUAGAAGUGAAGGAAAUACGCCAAUGUCGACUGUGGUUAGAGGGAACAGAAAUUGGCCGCAGACGCUCUGCCAUGUCGACGAUCAUCACGCGAGAUUUGUUGGCUCGUACAAAUGAAAUAAAUGGGCAACGGCGUGC